AUGGUGUCGCUGGAUGGUGAGAGUUCAUCUGUUGCUGCUUUGAACUUGGAACCUAGCGUAUUAUCGUCCAUGAUGCGCCAAGAUGGGGUAGGAAUGGAUUUAGCUGUUGCAAAUCAGUCGAGUAGUGUUUGGGUAUUGUAUAAAUCUGCGUUUACUUGUCAUACGAUAGGGGAAUCCAAUCAGCACAUCACGUUUGGCAUUGGUUCCCAAUUAUUGCCUGAGGAGAUAUGCUUUUCAUUUGUUCAUGCGAAGUGCACUGCUCAAGAGAGGGAAUGCCUAUGGGUAGAGCUGUUGCGCGAGAAGCCGGCGGUUAAGCCCUGGUUUCUGGUGGGGGAUUUUAAUGUUAUUUUGAAUGCAGAGGAAAAACGGGACAGCUUACCUUUCAGGCAGGCCGAUAGGGUGGAGUUAGCACAAUUUAUGUCAUUGGCAGAGGUUGGGGAUGCUGGCUUCUCGGGGUCCAGGUAUAUUUGUUGUAAUAAUAGGCAAGGUUUGGCUAGGGUUUGGAAGCGCUUAGACAGAUUUUUGCUCAACUCCGCAGCAAUGAGGAUGGAAAAUGCUUUCAUAGUGCAACAUUUGGGGAGAGAUCCGUCUGAUCAUGCCCCCCUGCUGUUGUCUGCGGUGACAAGGUUGGAUGGUAAGCCAAUGCCGUUCCGCUUCUUGAAUGUGUGGACAACAAAACCUGAUUUCCUGGAUGUGAUUAAAGAGUGUUGGUCUUUUUCCUUCCCUGGGUCGUCUCUCAAGAUUUUAGCGGAGAAGCUACGUAGGGCGAAGCAAGCGCUUCGACAAUGGUCUAGAAGCUCUUUUGGUGACAUAUUCUUGGCGAUUCGGACAGCGGAGCAAAAGAUGGUAGAGGCGGAAAUAGCCCAUGAUGACCAUCCAUCAGACGGGUUGUUGAUGAAUCUACAUGAGACGCGUGCUCGACUGCGCAAUGCUUUAAUGGUUGAGGGAGAGUUCUGGAGGCAGAAAGCUCGGGUUAAAUGGCUUAUGGAUGGCAACAGGAAUACGGCGUUUUUUCAUGCAGGGUUGUUUACAAAAGAGGUGGGAAGAACUGCCAGUGACAUGUUAGAGGUCAUUCCUAGGGUUAUCACUGAACACGAUAACAAUUUGCUGAUGGAGGUCCCAUCAAUACACGAAGUGAGGGGGGUCAUCUUCUCAAUGGAUGGGGAUAGUGCCGCGGGUCUGGAUGGCUUCACGGGGAAGCUUUUCACGGUUGCGUGGGAGGUGGUCGCUGUGGAUGUUCAUAGGGCUAUAGCGAGCUUCUUUUGUGGCGCAAUGUUGCCAAGAAGCGUCACCGCUACUGCAAUUGUGUUGCUUCCCAAGGUUCAAUGCCCACAGGAUUUUACACAAUUUCGACCGAUAAGUUUAUGCAACUUUGUCAACAAGGCCAUCUUCAAAAUCUUAUCCACCCUUUUGGCUAGGGUUUUUCCUCGGAUUAUCUCACUGCAGCAGAGUGGUUUCGUGCCAGGGAGACAGAUGGCGGAUAAUUUUCUAUUAGCUCAAGAGUUGUUGAGCGAUAUUAAGAAACCCAACCGGGGAGGGAAUCUAAUGCUCAAACUGGACAUGAUGAAGGCCUACGAUAGGGUAUCGUGGUUGUUUUUUACACAAGUUCUGUGGCAUUUUGGUUUUAGUGAGACUUGGAUUGAUAUGGUGUGGAGGUUGAUUUCCAAUGUUUGGUUUUCCGUCAUUAUGAAUGGCUUGCCGCAUGGGCUCUUUAAGUCUGCCCGAGGAUUGCGCCAGGGAGAUCCAAUUUCGCCGACCUUGUUUGUCAUUGGGGCAGAGGUACUUUCUCGCUCUCUGAAUGCUUUGGCGGAGCAUCGGAGCUACCGACCCUUUAAAGUCCCGAGUGGAUGCCCUGUGGUCACGCACUUGGCUUAUGCAGACGACGUGAUCAUUUUCACUAACGGCCUUAAGGCUUCUGUGCAGUUGGUCAAGAGGGUAGUCGAUGGAUACUAUUCACUGUCGGGGCAGCAGGUUAACUGUCAGAAGAGUUAUUUUUUGGUGCACCCCAGGUUGCCUCCGCAACACCGAGCAAUGAUCAGAAUGGUUACGGGCUUCUCGUACAAGUCUUUUCCAAUCAAAUACCUCGGCUGUCCUUUAUAUAUUGGAAGGAGAAGAUUGACUUACUUUGCAGAUAUCUGCAGUGCUGCCCAAUGGAAUGUGCAGCUGCUUAAUCGGGUCUUAGAGCCGGAGCUAGUGAGGCAGGUGGUGAAGGUCCCUCGUCCUUCCUCUCGAGGAACGGAUAGGAUGGUCUGGGCUUUAACGGCGGAUGGCAUCCAAUUGCUCAUGGGUCGCUUCUCAGGUUUGGCUGAAGGGAUGUCCACUCAAGAUUUCCUUCUUCAUGCUCCAGUUGUUGCGGUCGCAUCUUCCGCUUAUGGAUAUGCUACGAAGAUUUGGGGUUCAGGGACCGUCUAA
This is a messenger RNA of Coffea eugenioides, 2412 nucleotides long. RefSeq lists its product as uncharacterized. The transcript is spliced from 5 exons. The record is from RefSeq and is a predicted model, not a curated record. Lineage: Eukaryota; Viridiplantae; Streptophyta; Magnoliopsida; Gentianales; Rubiaceae. Bases 1 to 2412 code for a protein of 803 amino acids.